AUGCCUCCUUCUGCUCAUAGAUUUUCAAACAAGCCACUUUCAAAAAGAGCGCAACGACAAUUAGCAACUAAACCCAAUUACUGCGAAGGAAAUUCUUCCGAAGAGGAAAUAGUUGAAGAAUAUGAUAAUAUGAUGCAAAAUACAUUUCACAUAGGUGUUGAGACUGAAAAUGGUAGAGAGUCUUCAAAAAAAUUUAAAGAAAAAGAAGAAAAUGCAAGGAUAAGUAUCGACGAUAAAGAAAUAGAAAAUUUCGAAGAAUUUCAUGAAUCAGCAACACAUGAUAGCAAUAAUAAAAAAGGAAGAAGAGGAGAAAUUCUUGAUAAACUAAAAAAAUUAAACAAUGAAUUUUAUUUUAAAAAGGAAGAAAUAUAUAAAGAAAAUUUGGAUCAAAUUGAUCUAGAUAUUAAAGCAAUGAGAGAAGGAAUCCAUCCUGAAUAUGAAGAACAAUUACAACAAUUGAUAGAAAAACGUGAACAAAUGCUUGAAAAAGCAAGAUUAUAUAGAAGUUACAGACUUGAAUGCGUGGAAAAAAUGUUUGAAGCCGAGAUCAAACAAGUGGAAAAAGAUUAUACGACAGAAAAACAAGGGUUGAAAGAACAAAUGUUAGCAGAUAUAGAUGAACGUAAGAAAAAAAUAAAAGAAGAGUAUGAAGGUUUUGAUGUAACAAGUGAUUCUGUGAUAGAAUCCAGUACAAGAUACCACCCCCAAAGAAAAUUACGUACACGUGUAAAGGAAGAAACAGAAGUUAAAGUUAAAAAAACAAAGCUUUCGCGACCAGCAGUUUCUGUUAAGUUGCAUGAGAGCGAAAUCAAUGAUGAUUUAGCUGAAAUUGGAAAGACAAAAACGUUGUAG
Molecule: messenger RNA, 852 nt
Organism: Entrophospora candida
Lineage: Eukaryota; Fungi; Glomeromycota; Glomeromycetes; Entrophosporales; Entrophosporaceae
Source: the annotation of a GenBank genome assembly